AUGUCAGUCAUUCUGUGGAACUCAUUAUGCCCAAGGCUCUUUAGGAGUCUAGAGGUUGGAACAGUAAUAUUUAUGCAGCAGUACUCUGUGAAAGAUUCAUAUCAGAAGAGAACGCAACCUGUUUCGUACUACCCAGACAUAAAAAUCUAUAAUGAAAUAGAUAUUUCUUUGAACCCUUGGAAACAUGCAGCUGAAAUUAAGGUUAUUCCACCAAAACAAAUAAAGCCUGAGUGGAAACUUCCUGAUAUUAAGUAUCAGUUUAUUACAAGGGAUAGGCUUGACACUGUGCCUAAUAGUUAUAUUUGUGAUGUCAUAGGCCUUGUCACCUUUGUUGGAAGAUGUGAAAGAAUCAGAAAGUCAGAACACGGUGAUGAUUUUUGGGUUCGACGAUUUGUUGAAAUGGUGGAUGAAACUAGUGCAAAACCAUUUAUUCUGGAACUUUAUUGCACAUCCCAACCAGAAAUUUACAGACAACUUCAUCCAGUGACUUUUUUAGUGUGCACUCAGAUGAGAGUUGUCAGGAACAAAUUCAAUAGCAUUACCUAUUUGACUUCAUCAUAUGAGACUCAAAUUUUUAUCACAGGUUAUCACAAGGGAAGACCAUAUACAACUGAUAACACAGUCAAAAGAUUCCUUCAUUGGGCAAAAUUACAAGAUGAGAAAGAUUUUCUGAGAAGGUCUCUAGUAGGAGGAUAUUAUUCUUCUCCUCUACUCCCAUCAAAUUUCAAGACCUACAGUCAAAAUAUGAAAGAAGUCAAUCUCACCACACUGCACAAGCUAAAAGAGGAACUAGAAGGUUUGUAUUACAGGGAGCAUAAACGUAUAGUCAUUGAAGGAAUCAUUACAGCUGUCAGAUAUACUACCAACACAUCUUCUAUUGGAGGUUCAAUGUACAAGAAAUACACUCAGAUCACCCUGAAAUGGAAGAUGUUGCAAAGUCCAAACCUUUCGAAUGGGAAAGUUCAAAGUGGUCUGAGAUUAAAGGUCAUUUGAAAGAAUUUCUAUCAUUUGGCCAACUACUUCCUCAAAGUUGCCCACAAAAAAUUUGAGGUAUGCAAAGAAGGAAGCAAUAAUGAGCCAGCAUAAUCUUCAUCCGUCAAGAUGUGACUCAUUUCUACUUGAUUCCAUCAGCAGUGCUGGGAAGUUCACAAACUGUCUGGACUCAUUGUUAUUAUACAUUGACCAUUGUUGGUAUGUAUUUAAUGUUGUGAUCAGGGAGAACUGUUCAUGCCUGGUUCUAUAUAACACACUUGUUUCACCUUUGACAGAUCUAAAUCAGGAAAUUGCUAUGGAUGUUGUACUUCUACCAUUGGGAACUGACAAGGCCUUCAGUAAUUCUUCAAGGAAUCACAAUUUUAUUUCCAUCCUUUCUGGUGAUUGUACUUCAGAAACACCAACCUUAAAUGGUAAUGUGAAUUCUAGCAUCCCUUCUUAAAAUUAACAUAAAAAGAAAUGGUGGAUCACAUGUUGGUGGGAUACAAAUGAAACUCUGUUACUUAAUAAUUGUUUAUAAAGAGAGUUGACUUUUAUUUGUUUGCAAGAAUAUCAAUGAAAGAUUAAUAAGUAAUACCAGUCUCCUAUCUGUAAUCGUGUCAUAACAGCAAAGCAUUUAGCAAAUCUCAUUGCAACACAUGCUUGAUACUAAUCAUAGAAAUUAAUUCCAUAUUUAAAUAAAGUAUUCUGUUGAAAUUAGUAAUUGGUUUUCAAGUAAAUUAGAAACAUAAAUUAUAUUAAUUAAGAAUUUAAUUAAGCAUUUCUUUGAAUUCUUUGGAAUCUUUAAUAUCUCAAAUUAGAGAUCCCUAAUGCUGAAUAGGUAUCUUUUAACAUAUGUUAAGCUGAUUGAUUUCUUUCUUAUUGAAUCAUGGAAGCAGGAUCAGAGAUAGAAGGAAAACACUUUAUGUGCAUUUUGGAUGUCUAUCAUCAUGGGAAUGAUCAAACAGAGGUUAUUUUAAACAGAGCAUACAAAAAGGAAUAAUUCAUUAUGAAGUAAAAACAACCCGCAUUUGUCUAGUGCUUGCCUAAUUCAGCAAGAUAUCUUGAAGUACUUUGUGUUAAGGAUGACAAACAAAUGGAUGCUGCAAGUGAUGGAUUGAAAGUUGCUUGUUUAAAAAAAGUCUCCCUUCUUAAGUACUAAUUUUAAAAAUUAAAACUUUCCAAAAAUAUAAUUAGCUGUCAUACUUAUGUGCUUAAAGUUUUUGUGAGUGGCUUAAGAAUCACUGAGCCUCGUAAUAUGGAGCUAAAAUAAAUUAAUAGUUCUUUAAUGUUCUUAUCUACUUAUUAAUUUGGUUUGCAAUAUGUAUGGUAGUAAGUUUAGUCAGCUACAUUUUUACAGAUAAUUCAUAAAAUCAACAAAAAUAGAUAUUUUAAAAAAUUUUUGCCUAUUUACCAACCAUCUUCUCUUUCAAAUAUAAUGAUGCUUGCUGAAUAUGCUUCUAUUUGUACCAAUGUACUAUCUCGCUUGAAGGGCCGUUCUUCACUUACGUACAAGCAUUGACUGAGUGUACUGAUCAGUAUUACAAUUAAGCCAGAUCCUGCGCUUGUUCAAUAUUCUGGUAUCAGUAUUCUGAACAGGAACAGAAAUUUGAGCUAAAAUUUAUUCUUGCUCCCAGGAUGUUGUGGCCAGUUGUACCACCCUAAGUAUAUUACAGCUCAUAUAAGUUAAGUCUACAUAGAAUGAUGAUCAAUUCAAGACCUUCUGAUCUUGUAACAUUCAAAAGAGCAAUGUGUUGUGUAAACAUUUUGCAAGCCAACUCAAAGAUUUUUAUGAAAAGAUUGAACAUAAAUUUUCCAUAUUAAUGUUAAAUGCAUAAUAUGUAAAAGCAAAAUUAUACUUAAUUUGCAAUUCUGAGCAAAUUAUAAGUUACUAGCUUCAGAUGUUCCUUGCAUAUUUAUUAUCUUGAAAGACGUAAUGAA
This is a messenger RNA of Pristis pectinata (smalltooth sawfish), 2913 nucleotides long. Its product is annotated as RPA-related protein RADX-like. Gene Ontology annotation, biological process: regulation of DNA repair. Gene Ontology annotation, cellular component: replication fork. Gene Ontology annotation, molecular function: single-stranded DNA binding. The coding region runs from base 1 to 993 and encodes 330 amino acids. Lineage: Eukaryota; Metazoa; Chordata; Chondrichthyes; Rhinopristiformes; Pristidae. The record is from RefSeq and is a predicted model, not a curated record. The transcript is spliced from 8 exons.